CUUGGGGUGGGAGUUGACUGUUGAGUGGGAGAAUGUGAAACAAACGUGAACAACGUUAAUGCACCAAAGUGACAAUCUGGAAAAGGGAAGUGUAAAAAAAUAGUAUUGUUAUGUUACCAUUACUUAUGUUUCACUUCUUGGUUAAACUAAUCCAAUCUUUAUGUUUAUGUUAGUCUUUUCCAUGUUGUGCCUAAUAUAUUUUCUUAUUCUAGUAAAGUUUGAACAGAAGAAACAAUAACAAUACACUACUGGUACUAAAUAAGACUUACCAUUUAUGCAGUUUCCUGUCUUCUGCUCAUCCCUGUGCUUUCUCUCUCUGACAGGAGAUUUCAUAAUUUUAUUUUUUUACUCUAUUUCGGAUUUGAAAAAUCCCAUUUUUUAAGCAUAUUUUGAGCGACUUGUUCCCCAUUUCUCUGCAAUACGUUAUCAUAUUCAAUGAUAGUUACCGCACCCCCUUAUAGACUGGUAUGAAGCUACCUGGCAAAUGUCACAAACUAGCAUUUUGAGCUAAAAAUGCAAUCUUUUCACCUUCAAUUGUGGAUCUAAAUUUUAUGUUCUUUCUUGAUUUUAAAGACAACCCAUUUAAAUUAAAGCUAUAACAAUGGUGGGUUUGAUAGAAUCUUGGUGUUUCUGUAAUGGAGGUGGCAAGACUGAGAAAAUGAAAGGCACCAUUUUUACAGGCAAAGGUUCUGCUAUGGCUCAUAUAGGUGAAAAUGGCACUGGUUUCUUGAUCCACCGGAAUUUACUAAUUACUACACAUGUAAUUCUUCCUUCUGUGAAUGCUGCUGAAGGUGCUGAGAUCCGCCUUCAAAACGGUGUCGUUGCUUGCCUUUUUCCCCACAGAUUCUUCAUUACCAGCACCAUACUAGAUCUGACUAUAGUGGGCCUUGAUGUCAUGGACGGAGAUACAAAUGCACAUGUUCAGCAACCUCACUACCUGAAAACUUGUUCCAAACCUAAUCUCGAGCUGGGUAAUGUCGUUUACCUGUUAGGUUAUAGCGAGAAGAAAGAGUUAACAGUUGGCGAAGGAAAAGUGGUAAUAGCCACUGACAAUCUUAUAAAGUUGUCAACCGAUGGAAUAACUUGGCGCCCGGGCUCUGCUGGUUUUGAUGUAAAUGGCAAUUUAGCCUUCAUGGUAUGUGAUCCGAUGAAGCUAGCAAAAUCUCCUAACUCGAAAUCCUCAUCAACUUCACCAUCCCCAUUAUCAUCACGGAAUCAGGGUAUUCCUAUGCAAUUUGGUAUACCCAUACCUAUCAUAUGCGACUGGUUGAACCAACACUGGGAAGGAAGCCUCGAUGACCUCAACAAGCCAAAGUUACCGCUAAUUCGGUUGAUGUCUGCUGGGCAAAAAAGUGAUCAUUCUUGUGCAUCCUUCACGAUGCGGCGUGUUUUUAAGUCAACUGAAGCUGAAAAUGACGGGACACCAUCAUCUUCGAACCGAUUGUCCAGACCUAGAGAGGAUCUUGGACCAAGCCGUUCUGCUACUAACACUAAUUUGGAAGAGGAAGCAGUAACUACUGAUCCGCAUGCUAUCACUCAUGUCCAGGGAAUUCCAACUCCUGAAAUUUUUGAGUCGCGGAGGUUAACUUCAAUACAAGUUAGGAAGAAGGAAAGUACUCAAAUCCAGCUUUUGGAUAUUAACUUUCCACCAAAGAUUAUCAAAGCUGAUGAUAAUUGUAUCAAUAAAGCGAGAGAAGAAAAAUCUAGUGACAUCGGCCAGCCAAGCCCUGUGCCAGACGCUGAGGUGUCCUCGACUGGAUCUGUUAAUGGGGCCCAUCAGAGUGAGGUUGAAUCAAGUUGCUCUCUCAUAGAUGUAUUAGAAGCUCAAAAUGAAUACAGCAGUGAUGGAGAGACAACAAUGUACUCCGCUGAAACUGCUGAAAGCAGAAACUAUCCAAGUCCUAAAGGGGGAAGGUUUCAGCAAGUAGGAAGAAGCCAAAGUUGUGUUAACUACAAUAGAUGGGGUCCGGUUUCGAAAAAUUCAGCAGCUCGUAUUAGGGUAAUGCAAGAACAGAAGAGGGGAGUUAUGCAAGGAAGAAAGGUCUACUCUCAAGGGGCAAAUUCUCAUAGGAGUAAUAGUAGUAACUAUUACAGCCCGACAGUAUCUUCAAUCGUGAAGAAACGGAACAACUUGGAGCCACAAACAAGACCACCCCGUUUAAGUACAGGAAAUUCAUCACCGAGAUGGAAUUUCUGAUUAAUAAAUUCUGAAAUAAAAUCAUUCUUUAUGUCAGUAACUUUAUGUUGGGACGACAUUGCAAAGGAAUAAAGAAAGAGAGAAAAAUCAAGGUAGUGGUCAUUUACUGAAAGUUCAAUGACAUUCUGUGAAGGAGAAAAGAUCCUUGAGGCAUCUUCAACAGUCCAACAUUUUCACCAGUUAACGAUUGGUUAGUAACUGCUGCUUAUCAUUCUGUUUGCUGAGAAAGCAAAAUAGGUGGAUAUAACAUACAAUUCAAGUGUUAGGGAAAGUGAAAACAAAGCAAAUGUUCGAUAUUGUGUUCUCUGAGGUAAAUAAUACUCGCGAAAAUUGACUUGCUUUUCCUGAAGAUCAAGUUGACCUCAUUUUGAUGCGAUUCUUUAUUAGAGUACAUUGUAUUAUGUGUAUUUACUCUAUGCAAAUCAAUAAAAUUGGCUUCACUUUCA
Lycium ferocissimum is the source of this 2643-nucleotide messenger RNA. RefSeq lists its product as uncharacterized. The coding region runs from base 602 to 2197 and encodes 531 amino acids. Lineage: Eukaryota; Viridiplantae; Streptophyta; Magnoliopsida; Solanales; Solanaceae. The transcript has 3 exons. The record is from RefSeq and is a predicted model, not a curated record.